UUUCGUUGUUGGGACGGGAACGAGGCAAACUGGAACGGAGUCCGGGUGAAGACGAGGAGCCUGGUCCAAGGAAGAUGGACGAGCGUGAGAGGGCUGAGCAGGAGCUCGAGGCCAUGGAAGAGACGCUUUCAGAGCCAGCGUUGACUAUAGGACAAGCAUUUUCCAUCAGGACAGACCAGGGACCUGACAACAGUGCACCAGUGGUAAAGAUUGAGGUGCCGAGUAAACUUACAAUAGUGCAGACAAAGACUGAAUCCUCAGAGCUGCUAGUCAACACCCAGGAUCCAGUCAACUGUUUAUCCAUCCAGAACUCCCUUAAACCUGACCCGAACCAGGCCCAUGAGUUCCUUAUUCUGGACCAAAAUGGACUUCCCCUGCAUUGUGAACGCAUGGUUAUUCUGACAGGUGAGUCCGAGAGCAGAGAGGUGUAUGUAAUUCCGUCCAAUCAGCUCGGGGCUCAGGUCCUUCUUCCUCGUGGUCCGCUUUUGGACAUGGUUGACUCCGCAGGCUCUGCUGUGGAUAAGGAUAGCCAGGAUGGCAUGCAGACCAUAACGCUAACAGCUGUCCCAGAUACCAGCAGUGGUCUGACCCCUUCACCUCCAGCUACUAACACAUCCUCAGCAAAAGUAUCUCCCAGCAGGUCCCAGGACUGUUUCACUCCCCCUCUGAAGCCCCUCCCAGCCAACGCACCCUCCUGGGCCCACAGGCUACGCAACGGAGAGAAGAUCGGGGACUCGUACCGGGGCUUCUGCGCUACAGAGGCGGAGCUGGAGACCAUCCUCCUGCAUCACAAGCAGCAGACCAGCUGUGUGUUCGGCACGCGCCAGUCGCCCUCGCCCGCCAAGCCCGCCACGCGCCUCAUGUGGAAGUCUCAGUACGUGCCGUACGACGGCAUUCCCUUUGUGAACGCAGGCAGCAGAGCCAUAGUGAUGGAGUGCCAAUAUGGCCCACGAAGGAAAGGCCUCCAGCCAAAGAAGACCAGUGAGCAGGUCAACAUCGAUUACAAAGCCACGUGUCCUGCCAGGAUCUAUAUCAAGAAGGUGCAGAAGUUUCCAGAGUACCGGGUUCCCACCGACCCCAAGGUGGACAAGAAGGUGGUGCGUCAGGAGCAGGAGAAGGCUUUCUCCAGCCUGAGGAAGACGCUACGGGAUGCAGGAGGGGUCCUCAGGUACUACAUGCAGCUGCCCACUCAGAAAGCUCACUUGUACCACGACAUGGAGGCACCCAUCCCUCCCCCGCCCCCAGAUCUCUUCCCAACAAAGGUGGAGGAGGUGAAGGUGGAGGCUGAGGAGGUCAAGGAGGAGGCUGAGGACGAGGGGGAGGAGGAAGAGGGAGGUCUGACGGAGGACGGGGGCUCGGUGCCCUCUCGCCUCCACCCCCGCGUGGCAGAGAAGAUCCGGGAGCUGGUGGCUCACGGCCACCAUCAAGUCUACACCGUCCGCAAGCAGCUCAGGAAGUUUGUGGAGAGGGAGAUGUUUAAAUCUGAGGAGGUGCCAGAGAGACAUAAUCUGUGCUACUUCCCCACUGUCAAUGACAUCAAGAACCACAUCCACGAGGCCCAAAAGACCCUGCAGCUGUCUGGAGCCCUCACAGGCACACAGUGGGGAGGUAUAUGUGGAGACCCCCUGACUGAGACUGUCACCUUGACCCUCACCCCUGCUACUGCCGAAGGCCUCACCAGGGGUGUGCUGGAGGGCAGUGACACUCUGUCUCCAGAGGCUGUGCAGCUCUUCAGCUCUCUUACCUCCUUGCAGCCCAAGAUAUUCGCCCAGCUGCAGGGAAUCCAGCUCCAGCCAGUCCCAGCCCUGUACUCCUAUGAUGGAGCACUGUCCCAGUCACCUCCUAUCACACCCAGCGCCACGCUAACGACCACAGACCCCCUGGAUCUGCCUGGCCCCUCGCCCCCUCAACCCCUGUUGGUCAACCCCUCGCAGUUCCUUCAGGCUGGUCCCUCACGGUGCGAAGGUCUGAUUCUGGCUGACACGUCGGCUGUGCUGGGAAUGGGUCCUGUGGUCAGCAUGGGCGGAGGGUCCAACGAGGGGAGGUCACACCCAAUCCUGCUGGAGGAUAGGCAGAUCAUCCCAGUUCAAAUAGUAGACCCUGCAACCGUGGAUCUGACUAGCUUAGGGCAUCAGGCAGAAGAGCAGAACACGGACAUAACUAUAAACCCAGGAAACUGACUGUUUAUCCUGCUGGAGAUCAUUAGAAUACAUGCUACUAGUCUUCAGUAAUAGACUCUUAUCGGCUUGCACUGUAAUGGGAAGAGAAUCUUGCACUGGAGCCGAAACCUAAAAUCAGUUUAGGAGCCACACUAAGCUAGCCAUGCAGAGCUGGGAUCUGAACUCAACAUUGCCAUCAGCUGCUAGAAUUGUACAGGCCCAAGUGACAAGGCAAAAAAAAAGCAGUUUGGAUAAUGCUAAUGAAUGUGCUGGUAUUAUGGGCCUGCUUCAAACUUACACUAAAUGAACAGAAAGAUAUUAGCUAUGUAUUUUUGAAUGAUGUAAUUUUACAGUGAAAUCCAACUAAUUAUGUAAAUGAUGAACAUCACAUCACUGGAGAUAUGUCAGAUACAUUUUACUAUUAAAAGCAGUGUUUAAAUAGGUUCAUAUUGUUUUCAGGUGUGAACAGCUAUUCACACCAUGAUCAAAAUAAAAGUAUUUAUUAAUUGUCUUAAUAGUAAUUAUUAACUGUCGCUUCAACUUCAAGUAUUUAGCUAAUACGUUAUCCAAAUCAGAGUAAUUGAAAAGGGCACUUUCAAUGUUUUUCAAUGACCCAGAUCCAAACCAGUUAUUCG
This is a messenger RNA of Hypomesus transpacificus, 2794 nucleotides long. It is a transcript of the gene carf, whose product is annotated as calcium responsive transcription factor. Gene Ontology annotation, cellular component: nucleus. Lineage: Eukaryota; Metazoa; Chordata; Actinopteri; Osmeriformes; Osmeridae. Gene Ontology annotation, biological process: regulation of transcription by RNA polymerase II. The transcript has 16 exons. Bases 75 to 2180 code for a protein of 701 amino acids. The record is from RefSeq and is a predicted model, not a curated record. Gene Ontology annotation, molecular function: DNA-binding transcription factor activity, RNA polymerase II-specific; RNA polymerase II cis-regulatory region sequence-specific DNA binding.